GGCGAGCGCCAGCCAAUGAGCGUCGGCUCCAGCAAGUCCGGGCUUACGAGCACGCUGAUUGGCUGCCUGGUGGCAAAAGUGUCGCGUGUGGGAAAGCCGGGCCUACUCGAGGGCGGAGCUACUGCGUUAUGGACGUCCAUAAGGGCGGAAGUAGGUAGCCCAGCGGAAGUGGCUCCUGUACGGGAGGAAGGUGGUGUGGCCGUGGUCCGUGCUGGGCUUCGGGCCCCGCUAGGCUGCCGUCCCAGUUGGCCUGCCGCUAUGGAACUCAGCGCCGAAUACCUGCGGGAGAAGCUGCAGCGGGACCUGGAGGCGGAGCACGUGGAGGUGGAGGACACGACCCUCAAUCGCUGCGCGGCCAGCUUCCGAGUCCUGGUGGUGUCGGCCAAGUUCGAGGGGAAGCCACUACUUCAGAGACACCGGCUGGUGAACGCGUCCCUAGCCGAAGAGCUCCCGCGCAUCCAUGCCUUUGAACAGAAAACCCUGACCCCAGAGCAGUGGGCCCGUGAGCGGCAGAAAUAAGGGACCAGGACCUGCACAGCCAUUAAACUAUAAGUCAGAACCAG
This is a messenger RNA of Carlito syrichta (Philippine tarsier), 563 nucleotides long. RefSeq names its product bolA family member 2B (gene BOLA2B). The record is from RefSeq and is a predicted model, not a curated record. Gene Ontology annotation, molecular function: 2 iron, 2 sulfur cluster binding. Gene Ontology annotation, biological process: intracellular iron ion homeostasis. Gene Ontology annotation, cellular component: cytosol; nucleus. NCBI's taxonomy places the organism in Eukaryota, Metazoa, Chordata, Mammalia, Primates, Tarsiidae.